AUGGGCCUCAAUCCAAACUACACAGAAGAAAACGACUGGGAAGUCAUCUCUGCGGGUUCCUCCUCCUCUUCCGCUGCGGAGGACGAAGUCUCGGAGCAAGACUUAAUCGUGGACGAUUACGAUAACAACAAUGAUGAAGAAGAGGAACGUCGUCAACUGUUGCCCUCAAGCGCAAGUCAAAUGUCGGUCAAUGGUGGUGAAGACGAAGGUCUGAAUGAAUUCCUUCAGCCAUUGACACAGAACAUGCACGAUGCUUCUGUCGAUAAUCAUAGUUCUGUUAUGGAGCACUCUACAGUGGAUAAGGAUAUCAACGCGGCCGUCAACGACAUGGACUCGAAUGCUGAAACUACUGCUGAUUCACUCCUUGUGGACACGGUCGUGGUGCCCAACAAUGAAGACGAAGAAGAAACAGAAACAGAAACAUCAUUCAAUAAUGAAAACAAGACAGCUGCGUCCAAGGAUGAUGCUAAUUGUACGCACGACUCCAAGGCGCAAGAUGCUCCCAAGCAACAAGAGGAGACUGGUGGCAACAACAACAAUGAAGAUGCUUCUCCUCCACCACAAUCGACACAACCUCCCAGAGGUCCUCAGAAGUUUGUUGCGUCGCUAGGAGCUUCGGUCAAGCACUUGGGCGAUGCCAUUGGCAAGGAGGGACAAAAGAUUGGUUCGUCAAUCCAAAAAGAAGGCCAAAAGAUUGGGACAUCCAUUCAAAAGGAAUCCCAAAAAUUGGGCAAGGCCAUUGAAGAAGAGACCAAACGGAUUGGACAAGUGUUUCAAAAGCCAAAGUCUCGGUCGCCCUCUCCACCAGCUCAUGCUCGGCAUGCCUCUCGGUCGCCACCUCGGAACGCAACUGCCAAAACUACCACAAUGGAGCAAGAUUCGUCCACGUCCUUUAUUGCCAAUGUCCUCACGGGAGCUGCCGUCUUGGCGGGUGGCAUUUUGUUGGCCCGCGGCAACAAGGGUGCCGGUGCGGCUCUCUUGGCCACCGGAGGGGCCACCUACAUGGCCAAUGAAGCAGCGAAGGAAUCUUCUCAAUUUGGAAGACACCGCCAUAAUACCAAUCUCAAUGAAGAAUUGGGAAUGCAAAUGAGUUAA
Molecule: messenger RNA, 1095 nt
Organism: Cylindrotheca closterium
Lineage: Eukaryota; Bacillariophyta; Bacillariophyceae; Bacillariales; Bacillariaceae
Source: the annotation of a GenBank genome assembly